AUGAAUCUGAGCCUCGAAACGGCUGAACCUGCACCUCCAGCUUCAGCAGAAGAUGAUCAACUUGCGUGUUUAUCGGUUCAAUCUAAACCCGAACUUGAGUUAGAUUCUCAUGAAUGGGCUAAAAAUCGUUAUGUAUGGGUUCCUGAUGAAAAAGAAGGGUUUUUACUGGGCUCAAUAACAAAGGACAUAUCGGCUGAUGUAGUAGAGGUAAAGAUUGUUCAAACAGGCAAAGAGGGUAAAUACUCGCUUGAAGAUCUGCAGUCGGUAAACCCUCCAAAAUUUGAAAAGGUGGAAGAUAUGGCUUCUUUGACGUGCUUGAAUGAAGCAGCUAUACUUCAUAAUCUACGGCAGCGUUAUUUCUCAUCUCUGAUUUAUACGUAUUCUGGUUUAUUCUGCGUAGUAAUUAACCCAUACAAACGAAUGCCAAUGAUAUACUCUGAAGCUGUUAUUGAAAAAUACAGGCACAUGAAACUUCAUGAAGUUCCACCUCAUAUUUUUGCCGUAGCCGAUACUGCUUAUAGGAAAAUGUUGCAUGAGCAUGAAGACCAAUCUAUUCUAUGCACUGGUGAAUCAGGUGCCGGUAAAACUGAAAAUACUAAGAAAGUAAUUCAGUACUUGGUACAUAUCGCUGGGACUCCGCACCAUAAAGCGGGUUCAUCGAAAAAGGAAACGGAGGGCAGCUCUGUUGCACAUUUGGAAGACCAACUUCUACAAGCAAACCCAGUUUUGGAAGCUUUUGGCAAUAGCAAGACAGUGAAGAAUGACAAUUCGUCUAGAUUCGGGAAAUUUAUUCGUAUAAACUUCGACUCAGGUGGAAUUAUAUCUGGUGCGAACAUAGAGUAUUAUUUGCUUGAAAAGUCGCGAGUCAUUCGGCAAGCAAAGCAAGAACGCUCUUUUCAUUUUUUCUAUCAGUUGACGAAGGGCGCAGACGAAAAUCAAAAAAAAGCGUUGCUACUGGAAGCCAAUCUUGGUAGCUACCGCUAUCUGUCAAACGGUGACAUAGCUCUGCCAAAUGUCGACGAUGAGGAAGAGUUCAAAGUUACAGUUGAUGCAAUGAGGGUUAUGAGUUUCAGCGCUGCAGAAAUUGAAGCUGUAAUGCAAGUAGCAAGCGCAUCUCUACUAAUUGGCAACCAGGAAUUCGUGCAGGAUAAGAAGAAUACAGAUCAGGCUAUACUUACCAACGAUACAGCUAUGCAGAAGUUUUGCACUCUUCUUGGUAUUCCUGUUGCAGAAGUCACAAAGUCUUUUUUAAAACCUCGAAUAAAAGUGGGUCGCGAUUAUGUUCAUAAAGCGCAAACGGUAGACCAGGUGCUUUAUGCAGUAGCAGCAAUUACCAAGGCCCUUUAUGAGAGAUUGUUUCGCUGGUUGGUGUCUCGAAUCAAUCGCUCUUUGGGAAGAACUACUCGUCAGGGAACUGCAUUUAUAGGGAUUCUUGAUAUCGCAGGAUUUGAAAUAUUUGAGGUGAACAGUUUCGAACAGCUUUGCAUUAAUUAUACAAAUGAGAAGUUACAACAACUUUUUAACCAUACUAUGUUUAUACGAGAGCAAGAAGAGUACCAGGCAGAAGGAAUUGAUUGGGACUUCAUUGAUUUUGGUUUAGAUCUGCAGCCAACAAUAGAUUUAAUUGAGAAACCCAUGGGAAUACUGGCACUCCUUGAUGAGCAGUGCGUGUUCCCAAAAGCUACGGACAAAACUUUAGUCGAGAAACUUAUUGGUAAUCAUUCAGCACAUCCCAAAUUUGUGACCCCUGAUAUGAAAGCAAAAUGGGAUUUUUCAAUUGUACAUUACGCUGGUCGAGUCGAGUAUAUGGCAGACCAGUGGUUAAUGAAAAACAUGGAUCCUCUGAAUGAUAAUGUUGUAGCCCUCAUGCAGAAGUCAACCUCCGAGUUCGUAGCUCUGAUAUGGAAAGACGCUGAAUUCGCCAGUAUAAGAGACACUGACGCAUCAUCGUCUGGGAGUCGCAUCAAAAAAGGGAUGUUCCGUACUGCUGGUCAGUUAUAUAGGGACCAACUGACACGAUUGAUGGAUACUUUGAACAAUACCAGCCCUCAUUUUGUUCGUUGCAUUAUACCGAAUUACGAGAAACGGCCUGGUGUUAUAUUAGCUCCUCUCGUGUUAGAACAACUGCGAUGUAACGGUGUUUUGGAAGGGAUUCGAAUAUGUCGGCAGGGUUACCCUAAUAAAGUACCUUUCCAAGAGUUCAGGCAGCGCUACGAGACACUGUUAGCUCCGGGUGCUGUGCCGGCUGGCUUUUUAGACAGUAGGGAAGCUGUCAGGCGUAUUAUAAGCGCUUUGGAAUUGGAGGAAAGUUCUUACCGUAUUGGCACAUCUAAAGUUUUCUUCCGCGCUGGCGUGGUAGCAGCUUUAGAAGAAAAACGGGACAGGACUUUAUCGAACCUCGUGACCGCAUUUCAAGCCGCUUGCAAAGGUUUUCUGGCCAGGAAAGCUUUUCAGAAGCGUAUUGUUCAGUCGAGUGCUAUUCGGGUUAUACAGAGGAAUGGUAAGGCAUGGGCUCGUCUUCGCGAUUGGCUGUGGUGGCGCUUAUUCCUAACGGUGAAACCGCUAUUAGAAGUUACACGAACAGACCAACUUUUAGCCUCUAAAGACGAAGAGUUGCGUGUAAAAACAGACGCUCUAUCCCAAAAAGAGACUGAAAUGGCAGAAAUUAGCACCCGACUUGAACAGGCUUUGGCUGAAAGAACAAAAUUACAAGAACAGCUACAAGCAGAAGCAUUGGAGAAGGUAGAUUUAGAAGAAGUAAGAGAUCAGCUGCAGGCAAGAAGAGAUCUUUUGGAAGAAGAGGUAAAAAGCUUGACACAUCAGCUUGAGGAAACUGAUGAGAAAGUUAAGCAGCUUUCUGAUGAAGGUAAACAACUAAAGGAUAGUCUGGCUGAGAUGGAAGAAAAAUUACAAGAAGAGACGACCUCAAAAGACUCGCUGCAAAAAGAGAAGUCAUCUCUUGAGCAAAAACUCAAAGCGAUCACUGAGGAACAAAACGACCUUACCGACGACCAUCAAAAGGUUAAUCUAAUUAAAGAAAAAACUGUGAUGGAUGAACGCUUAACGGAAUUACGCGAGAAGCUUGCAGCAGAAGAAGAAAAAGCUAAACAGAUGGCAAAAGCUAAAGCUAAAUUAGAAGCAGCCAUAGGAGAGUUGGAAUCAAGUGUAUCCCAGGAGAAAGCGGCAAGGACUUCCGGUGACUCAGAGAGGAAAAAUAUGGCCAAAGAAAUCAGUGACCUUCGCGAAGGUAAUGACGGUUUGCAGAAGCAACUCGAAGAAGUAAACGUAACGCUGCGCUCUAAGAUUGAUGAGUUGCAGAAGACGCUCACUCAAUGUGAUGAACUGAAUACGCAAACGCAGACUAUGAGCAAACAACUUAGAGAGGCAACUGCGGAGCUUCAGGAAACUAAAGAUGAUUUGGAAAAUGAACGAACAAUGAGGUAUUGUGUAACUCUCUGGUUCAAUAAUUCUGAUCACUUCAAGCAGUACUUUAGACAGAAGGCCGAAAAGUCGAAACGUGAUUAUGCUGAGGAACUAGAGGCUCUAAAACAGGAGCUGUUGGAGACACAAGAUAAAACUCUUGCGACUGACCAACUAAGAGCAGAACGUGAACAACAGUUUUCUGUGCUUAAAAAAGAGUUAGAGAGUGUAACUACAGCAGGGGAACAACGCCUGGAAGAAAUGAAGCGGAAGCACGUUGAAGAAGUGGAUGCAUUAAAUGAGCAGAUGGAACAGGUCAUUAAGCAGAAGCAGCAGUUAAAUAAAGCGAAGGAUAGACUGGAAAGUGAACUCGCUGAAAAAGUAGCAAUGUUGGAACAGAACCAGAGCGUGAGAGCCGAAAUGGACCGAAGAAGGAAGGCUGCUGAUGCUUCAAUAAGCGAACAGCAAUCGCGAAUCAAAGAUUUGGAGAAUGAAAGGGACUCGUUGUCGUCUACAGUAUCAAAACUUCAAAAUGAAUUGGAACAAACUCGAUCUGCCUUGGAAAGUAGUGAAGGUGAUGUGAAAGGAUUAGAGAAGAAAGCUUCUGGAUUGAACAACCAGCUUGAAGAAGCAGUGGAGAUUCAGAAGGAUCAGCAAGAGCAGUUGAGAAAAUGGAGAGAAAAAUGCACUGGUAUUGAGGAGGAUAUGAAUGAACUGACAGAACAGUAUGAGGACGAACAAAAUACGAGGCAAAAAUUAGAAAAGGAGCUGAGCACGGUUAAGCAACAAUUUGCUGAUGAAAAACGGAAAAUUGAAGAAUUUUUGGAAGAAGGUGUUGAAGAAAUGAAAAGAAAGGCAGAAAAAGAGAUUGUCUCGUGGAAAACAAGGUGCGAAGAACUAGAGGAAAGUCUUUCUCGAAGUGAGAAAGGCAAGAAGAAGAAAGAAGAUAUGGUUGUCGAAUUAGAUACAAUGAGAGCACAGUUUCGAGAGAUGGAAAAAAAGCAGCGUAAAUUUGACCAACAGCUUGCGGAAGAGAAGUCUGAAGUGGCUAAGGCGACUGCUGAAGUUGAUCAACUUUCUCAAGAGUUACGUGAACGAGAAUCAAAAACGCUGGUGAUGGCUAACGAAAUGAGUGCUAUUGCACAACGUUUAGAAGAAGCAGAAAAGGCCAAGCGAACUUUACAGAUGGAUUUGGAUAGCAUUGUUUCUGCGAAAGAAGAUACUGAAAAAACUGUACCGGAGUUAGAAAGGGCUAGGCGGCUGCUGGAAAACGAACUUGAAAAAGCGAGGGAUGAAAUUACUGAAUUAGAAGACAGCUUGCAAAUAGCUGAGGAUGCGCGGUUAAGGACUGAAAUUAAUCUGCAACAGGCAAAAACGGAACUAGAAAAAGCUCUUUCAGAUCGAGAAGAAACUGAAGAUGAGAAACAGGAGUUGGAAGCCGAAAAAAGGGCGAAAACUACUGCUUUACAACAAAAGAAGAAAGCUGAUGCAGAAAUUGCUCGUGUGCAAACGGACGUUGAAAACUUAACUCGGGCUAAAGAAGAUCUCGGACGCCAGUUGAGGAAAGCUAGUGGUACAGUUAAAGAACUGCAGCAGUCAGUGAUUGACCUUCAAGCACAAAGGGAUAAUGCUGUAGUGCAGUCCAAAGAUUUUGAAAAAAAAGUUCGCUCGCUAGAGACAGAAGUAUCUCAACUGGGGGAUGCCAAUGCUGAUUUGGUUGCCGCAAAGAGAAAAGUUGAAGUUGAACGCGAUGAACUUGUAGAAGAAUUAGCUGGAAAACCGGGUUUCCCUACAGAAGAGAAAAAAAGAUAUGAAGAUCAGAUCGAAGCAUUAAUGGAAGAACUGGAGGAAGAGAGGGGAAAUGUGGAAGUGACUAAUGACAAGCUCAAGAAAACGCAAUUACAGGUUAAUUUUCUACUUUAUUACGCUUGGAAUGCAGUUAGUUUGCUUUUGCGUUUUGUGGCCGAGAGCUCUGCGCGCAUCAACAGGAAAAUAAGCUUCUUACAGGUUGAGGCGUUAACGUCAGAAGUUUCCGUAGAAAGGUCAGCAAAUGAACAAGCAGAGGGCAAAAUUAGAUCACUGGAGAGGAAGAACCAGGAACUAACCCAAAAAGUACUUAAAUCUUUUAUUUUAAAAAAUGUAAAGAUUGCUGAAUUAGAAUCUGCUGUUGCUGGGAGAAUUAAGGCACAGCUUGCGCAGUUGGAGUCUAAGCUACAAGCAGCGGAAAGCGAAUGUGACAGAGAAACACAGGACAAAAAUGCUGCUUUGCGUCAAUGUCGGCGGCUCGAAAAAAAAAUUGCUGAAGCAAAUGCAUCUUAUGAAGAAGAAAGACGCAAGACAGAACAGGCGAAAUCAACAGUGGAUCGUAUCCAAGCAAGGAUGAAGCAAACACGGAAACAAAUCGAAGAUCUGGAAGAAGAAAUCAGUCGCGAACGUAUGAAGGCGAGACAGUUGCAACGAACUAUUGAUGAACUCAAUGAAACUAACGAAAAUCUUGCUAGAGAAAACUCACAGUUGAAAACAUCAGUCACGUUAAGCCGGCGUGCUGGUAAAGGUCGUUCUGGCACUCGAUUUACAAGUGAGUGCGGCAGGUCCUCAAGGAAUUAUGGCUCCGAAUUAGAUUUUCUUCAGGACUCCGGAUCAACCGCCGGAUCCACUGGCCAAGCUGAAGAAGACGAUUAA
This is a messenger RNA of Enterobius vermicularis (human pinworm), 6102 nucleotides long. NCBI's taxonomy places the organism in Eukaryota, Metazoa, Nematoda, Chromadorea, Rhabditida, Oxyuridae. The record is from the annotation of a GenBank genome assembly.